CGGUACGAGUCUGCGCAGUAGAAGCGGAUUAGGUCAGGAGUGAGCAGUCGAUCCAUGGACACUGGAAGGCAUGCUUAAUUGACUCUUUACCUUAAAGUUUGACUGCAGCACUUCCGCAUCGAGAAACCAUGGCUGAUUCUGUGGCUGUGGACGAUCAGAAAUUCUGCUUGCAGGAGGUUCUCGACACUUUCAAGUUGUGCUUGUCGGAAAAUAAAGAAGUGUAUCUGGAACACUACGUGGCUGGGUGGCGUGGGCUCGUGAAGUUUCUGAACUGCUUGGGGAGUGUCUUCGGCUUCAUUUCCAAGGAUGCCGUCAACAAGAUCAAGAUCCUCGUCGGCUACCUGGAAGGAGAGAAUGGUUCCCAGUAUGUCACUUUCCAGUCAAUGAUGAAAUAUGAGCUGGAUAACGAACUUGUGGACCUGACCAAGAGAGGCAACCACCAAGAGUCAGGCUGCCGUACUCUCCUGAGGCUCCACCGUGCUCUGAGGUGGCUGGAGCUCUUCCUGGAGCGCCUCCGCACCAGCACCGAGGACGGCAAGACUUCAGUCAUGUGUGCGGAGGCGUACAACGAGUCCCUCGCCCAGCACCACCCUUGGAUGAUCCGCAAAGCUGCAGGCUUGGCGUUCUGCGUGCUCCCCGGGCGCGCCUCUUUCUUGGAAGUGAUGAACGUAGGCACACCCGAGCAGGUCGUGGCCAUGCUGGGGGAAGCACUGCCUCUUAUUUCAGAAGUGUACCAGAUCACUGAGGAACUUUAUGCUGAAAACAACAUGCUUGACUUACCGUAGAAGGAAAAAGGAGCUGUUACUUUUACAUUUACAUGAGUCAAUAUUUACUACGUGUCCUCGCUGGAUGGCUGGAAGGCUGGAAGGCUGGCUGCUAAUCCUGUUUGGUGGUUUAGGUGUUACUCAUUCUCUGAACACUGUUAGAUAAAGAAAAAACAAUCAUAAUUUCACUGACACUAAUCUGAUACCACUGUAUUACAAGAUUUAAGUAUAAAAAUAGUGAUAUUUAUAAUUUAUAUGAUGUUGCAUGUUUAUAUUUACUCUUUAUACUGCACCUCUGAAUGAUCUUUGUACUUUAAACACAUGAAGGGAACUACAGUGGAGCCCAUAAUUCUCUGUUCCUACUAAAAGCUGUUGUUGUUCAUUAUUUGUCAAGAAAAUUACCAAGUUAAUACGAUAUUUAGAACAAGAGCUGCAAUGAUUACGCAGUUAAUUGAUAAGCUGAUCAAAAGUAAAUUAAUUUGAUCUGAUGAAUCAUUGAUAUUAUUUCUAAAAUGAAAAAAACAAGUAUUUGAUUAUUUGCAUUCCUUAGUUUUACCUAGAACAUAUUCCAAUCUGAAUUUCAUGUUUUAGUGAAAUGCUUUAAUUCAUUGCUUUUACCUUCUACUUGAUUAUUUCAUAUUGGACCUUAUGAAAUACUGCAUUUGUUCCUUUGUCUUAAAAAAAUACAGACUAAAAGAAAACUGCCAUCUGAAAGUAUUAGAAGUGAUUUUUUUGUAACUUCGCUAGUCAUGGAAAAAGUAUUUUAAGAAGUGCCAACAGUUCUAAGUUUAUCAGACAAUCAUAGGGAGAUCUGGAAAAUGUGGAUACAAAACUGCUACAAACAAAUACUGAUCAUUGUUUCACAGUUCAAGGGUUAUACCAAAAACAUGACAUGAUAUUCUGAGGGAUACAACCUGUCAGGCAUCAUAUUUUGUAACUUAUUGAACAGCAGUUUUUAGUGGUGGACUCAGAGCUGUGGACUUCACUGACAUAGUCUCAAUGCAACCUUUCAUUUAAAGCUGCUGUGAGGAACUUUUGUUAUGUAUUGAUUCUGGCGCCCCCUUGUGGACAAAGUGAUGCCUCUUAUCUCUUGUCCUAUAAAUGCAAAAGUAGUGUUUUCAACAAAAAACUCAUCCUGUUGUCUUUUGAUAGUCAACUUUAUCAGGCAAUGUGAUUAUUUUCCAUGAAAACAGUCAAAUAAAGGCUGUUUCUGAAGCGAGAUAUCCAUCAUCUGGUCUGAAACCUACCCCCUCAGGAUGGUUUCAGGCACUCAAACUGACAACAGAGAAGGUGUUAGUGUUGUUGCUGAUGGUCUUGUUUGCUAUUGAAGGUCAUAAAGAGGCAUCGGUAUCAUUUUCAGUCUGUUUCUCAGACAGUUGAAAACUCCUCACAGGGCCUUUAAAGUAUAUAUGACAUGAAUGUACUGUACUGUAUAAGCUCUGUACUAUGUACACUAUAUUAUCAUUACAAUUUAUAAGUUUAAUAAAACAAAUCCCACAUGGUU
This is a messenger RNA of Notolabrus celidotus (New Zealand spotty), 2268 nucleotides long. RefSeq names its product ceramide-1-phosphate transfer protein (gene cptp). Bases 129 to 785 code for a protein of 218 amino acids. NCBI's taxonomy places the organism in Eukaryota, Metazoa, Chordata, Actinopteri, Labriformes, Labridae. Gene Ontology annotation, molecular function: ceramide 1-phosphate transfer activity; ceramide 1-phosphate binding. The record is from RefSeq and is a predicted model, not a curated record. Gene Ontology annotation, biological process: intermembrane lipid transfer; ceramide transport. Gene Ontology annotation, cellular component: cytosol; cytoplasm; membrane. The transcript has 3 exons.